Cricetulus griseus (Chinese hamster) is the source of this 2723-nucleotide messenger RNA. The record is from RefSeq and is a predicted model, not a curated record. Lineage: Eukaryota; Metazoa; Chordata; Mammalia; Rodentia; Cricetidae.
UGUAGGAAAAACGAAGAUGGAGACACUACUGUCGUCAUUGUUGAAAAGGACCAAUUCAUGGAUGAUUUCUUCCAUCAGGUGGAGGAGAUUCGAAGCAGCAUAGCCAGGAUUGCCCAGCACGUGGAAGAUGUGAAGAAGAACCACAGCAUCAUCCUUUCUGCCCCAAACCCAGAAGGAAAAAUAAAAGAAGAUCUGGAAGACCUGAACAAAGAGAUCAAGAAAACUGCUAACCGUAUCCGAGGCAAGCUGAAGUCUAUUGAGCAAAGUUGUGAUCAGGACGAGAGUGGGAACCGCACUUCAGUGGACCUGCGGAUACGGAGGACCCAGCAUUCGGUGCUCUCCCGGAAGUUUGUGGAAGUCAUGACAGAAUACAAUGAAGCACAGAUUCUGUUUCGGGAGCGAAGCAAAGGCCGCAUCCAGCGCCAGCUAGAGAUCACUGGGAGGACUACCACUGAUGAUGAGCUGGAGGAGAUGCUGGAGAGCGGGAAGCCGUCCAUCUUCAUCUCGGAUAUUAUAUCAGAUUCACAAAUUACUAGGCAAGCUCUCAACGAGAUCGAGUCACGUCACAAAGACAUCAUGAAGCUGGAGACCAGCAUCCGAGAACUGCACGAGAUGUUUAUGGAUAUGGCCAUGUUCGUGGAGACCCAGGGUGAAAUGGUCAACAACAUCGAGAGAAAUGUGAUGAAUGCUGCAGACUAUGUUGAACAUGCCAAGGAGGAAACCAAGAAAGCCAUCAAAUAUCAGAGUAAAGCCAGGCGGAAAAAGUGGAUAAUUGCUGCUGUGGUGGUGACUGUCAUUGCUGUCCUGGCUCUAAUCAUUGGCUUGUCGGUUGGCAAAUGAUUGCGUAGAUGGCGCUGGGUGCUUGCCUCUCCCUCAGGGUGGCAAAGGUGAUGUUCGUCCUCAUUUGUGUAGCCACUUUGCUUGUGAUCCUUGGAAUUAUCCUAGCAACAGCAUUGUCAUAGCAACCACACCUCAAGAGCUCUUUGUCCUCAGAGAAUCCGACCACACCUGCAACAGAGUCAGUGUCCUGUCCUUCCACUUGUAAUCUCAGACCCCGGGGCUAGUGCCGAGUGCCAAGUGCCGAGUGCCGAGGUUUGUAUUGGUGAUGAAGAAUAAAGCGCCACAGAGGUUUCAUACCGUGAAGACACCAGGAGCCGAGUGGAUGCAGCAUGCCAGCCCAGAUGACCUUGGUCUCUGAAGGAUGCCAGAGAUUUCACAAUGGUGGCCUUGUCUCAGUAGCCUUGACAUAGAAAUGAUUGAAAAAUCCAACCUUUUUUUUUUUUUUUAAAAAAAAAAAAAAAGAUGUCAGUGUUAAAAAUGUGUGUGCAGUUUAAUUAGGUGUGCUCUGUGCUCUCUCGGCUGACAGUGAUAAUGAAGAGACUUUGCACCGGGCCUGAUUUCUGUCCAUGUCUUGCUUGCAGAAUCACCACAGAACUGUUUUGUAAGGUAUCUGUAAUUUUAAAUAGCUAUAAAUUAAAUUCCUUAAUAUAUUAACACCGAACCCCCCUUUUCUAAGCUAGACACUGCCUUGAGAAGGACAAUGGACAGGCCCUAGGCAGCCAUGUACAGGUUGCUGUUGUCACUGAAAACCUGGUCUCGAAGCCCUCAGGGCCUUUCUUGAGGGCUUUCUGGUGACCCUGCCCUAGGAAGUGUAAGGGUCUGAAGAAGUCUGGAUUGUCACUAGCUCACUUCUACCUGCUUCAUUAUGGAGGUGACACACAGUCGUGUGCCACACUUACGUCGACCUCUUCUCCAUUCACUGGUGCUGCUGGAGUCUUAAGGAAAGACAAUGAUGGAACCAAGACUGUGCUCACUGAACUCAUAUGAACGACUAGUUCAGUCACGAAGCCAUGUUGGACAGCAUCUGAAGGACCAGAGUCUCAGCUGAACCCCCACUAAUGCCCAGGGUUCCUGAGAAACUGUGAUAGGUGGUAUGAAGAUGUGGGCUGUUUUACACUGGUGAGUAGGUGGCCCAGUGAUGGCCUAUCUGUAUGCUGACAUGCUGACUGAGUAUGUGCAGGACACCAAGCCUAGUGGACUCCACUGACUGCUGACUGUGUCUGUGGGUGCUCACUCUGUCACAACCUCAUUUGGUUGGAUUUGAUGUAGCUGUGCUGAUUCAGAACACCAAGUGUGAGAGAUCCUGAACUAUUUAGAAACCACCAACCCCUACAGUGGUGAGUAUCACUCAUUCACCUCCUCACACCUCCCAGCCUGACACCCCAUGUGCUGAGAGCUACUGCAGGAGGCUGGGCUGUGUGUCCUGGUCUAGAGCUAGCCUGUAGUGGGGACACUCCUGCCUAGAAACUCCUACAUCCUGCCUGGAAGCUCCCACUUCCUGCCUGAAAGCUUCCAGAAAGCUCUGAAGAUGGAGCUGUGUUUGUGCAGCUCCCACCCUCUGCGUCAGUGCCACCAAAUUUAGCUGCAGAGGACCUGCAUGUCACUGAGGUUCCUGAACUCAUGGCCAGGUUUCCUUCAAGUUCAGCCUGAGUCCUUGGCCUGUGAUAUGCUCCUCACUUUGUGCUCAGGUGGCCUCUUCACCAAGCGGGUGCCUGAAUGUGGCUUUCUGGUGAAGCAGGGGUGUGUGGGUGAGUCAGCCCUCAGGAUAUAUUUCUAUGCUGACGUCAUAGCCUCUUUCAAAAUUUACAGAUUGUGUUGUUACUUUUCCCAACGAUUUCUUCAGAAAUUUUGUGUUUACAUUAAAAAGUUCUCCAAGAAGCAAA